Protopterus annectens (West African lungfish) is the source of this 4591-nucleotide messenger RNA. It is a transcript of the gene NTNG1, whose product is annotated as netrin G1. The transcript is spliced from 8 exons. Gene Ontology annotation, molecular function: cell-cell adhesion mediator activity. The coding region runs from base 1317 to 2945 and encodes 542 amino acids. NCBI's taxonomy places the organism in Eukaryota, Metazoa, Chordata, Ceratodontiformes, Protopteridae. The record is from RefSeq and is a predicted model, not a curated record.
CUGCAGCUAUGGCACAGCUUUAGUACUUUAAAUGCCCUGGUAAGGGUCAGCUGGCAUUUCAUGCUAAGCGCUGCUCCUGGGUGACAUGUUGAGAGGGUACCUGAGCAGUCGUAUCUUUGCAUUUUCUCCUGCCCGAGUAAAAUGCCGUCAGUCUGUAUGUACUAUAGUAACACACGGAGGUCCAGACUGCUGCCUUCUCUCCCGUGGCUACUACUCCCCCAUCACCUUUAUCCUUCACUAUGACUCAUUGCCACUGGCACUUAAUUCCUAUCCCCGAAUGCACCUGCUGCCUGCUGCACUCCCUCACUCCCUUCCCCCACAAUCUGAUCUAACCUGAACUUUCCAUCCCAGCCACAAGUGGAGUUCCAGUAGCAGCUUCUAGUGGUCACCUGUAAAAGAGGACAGCUAACGCAAGCUAAAACGGAUUUAGUACAUCAUCUCGAGUUCUCCCUAUAGUUUAUCUAGGAGUCAUCAUCAUCCGUAUGUGCAGUGGCAUUUUGGACUAGAGCAGAGAUGAGCGGGAAAGCUGCAGCUGCGACGUGGAGGUGUUGUUAACUGCGCUGCUGGACAAUCCUGUGGGCGCUUCUUGCUAACUGAAGUAAUCUCCUGCACCCCCUGAGCAAGUCUACUGUUUGCACUACUUAACACAAGUGUGAAAGCAAAGGCUGGACAGUGUGGGAUAAGCUGACUGGCUACAAACGAGGGGAAAAACAACACAGGGAACUACCAGUGAAGAGCUCAAAUCAAACUUUCACUCAGGAGGUAAAAGGGGCAGUGAAUCCGUGGAGUGGUAGCGACCGAAUAGACCCCCGAAUCUGUCACACGAAAACUGUGGACUUUACUGAUGUGUUAGUGUUUGAGCACUGCUGGAUAAACAUCCACCUUAACACAAGGCACCUUUUGAAAAGAAGAAGAUGACUGAUGAAAGCAGGAAACGGGAAGUAAACGGACAACUUUUAAUUUCAGGUGCUGAUUUAUCAGCUUUCCAGGGCAUGCCUUAUGAACUUUAAGCAGUGCAUUCUCAGCCACACAUCUGAGAACCAAACACAUUGCUAAAUGACCAAACUCUGGACACUGGGUAUCAUUUAGUCAGAUCAUAUAAAAAAACAGAGUUUGUUUUACAGUACCGACUCACUAUGCACUGUGUACGUACAUCGGAAUAUUACCAAAGUGUCACUUUCUUUAUGAUAGAACAAUAACUUUUCACUUUCAGUUUUGGGAUACAUUUCUUAAAAAUAAGUCUUGUGCACCAUUUAGUCAAUCAGCUUCAUAUUUACACUCACUUAAAUUUAAAAGCAAGGCAGAAGUGAGUCACAAUGCAUUUUUCUAGUCUGCUGCAACUGCAAGCCUUCUGGGUUAUGGUAUCCUCUACAUUACAGUACUUCCCAUCAUCAUGGGGCCACUAUGAUGUAUGUAAAACAGAAAUCUAUUCUGAAGAAGGAAAGAAAUGGGACUACAUGGCCUGUCAACCGGAGUCUACUGAAGAGAUGAGCAGAUACCAGAAAGUGAAGCUAGACCCUUCCGAUAUUACCUGCGGUGACCCACCGGAGACUUAUUGUGCAUUGGAGAACCCUUACAUGUGCAAUAAUGAGUGUGAUGCCAGUACUCCUGAACUAGCACAUCCUCCUGAACUGAUGUUUGACAGAGAAGGUCGAAAUCCAACCACAUUUUGGCAGUCAACAUCAUGGAAAAAGUACCCAAAGCCUCUUGUUGUCAACAUUACUAUGUCAUGGAACAAAACAAUUGAACUUACAGAUGACAUAGUAAUCACAUUUGAAUCUGGGCGGCCAGAGCAAAUGAUCCUGGAGAAGUCCCUUGACUAUGGUCGAACAUGGCAGCCUUAUCAGUUUUAUGCCUCUGACUGCUUAGAAGCUUUCCACAUGGAAGCAAAAACUGCUCAGGAUUUAACACAGCAAAGAGUGUUAGAUAUCAUCUGUACAGAAGAUUAUUCCAGAGGAUAUGUGUGGAAAUAUGACAAACAUGUCCGUUUUGAGAUCAAAGAUAGAUUUGCACUCUUUGCAGGGCCUCAGCUUCACAAUGUGGCCUCUCUUUAUGGUCAGUUGGACACAACCAAGAAUUUGAGGGACUUCUUCACCAUCACAGAUAUAAGGAUUAGUCUGCUGAGACCAGCUACUGGUGCAACAGUUAUAGAUGAGAAGAAUUUAUCACGUUACUUUUACGCAAUAUCAGAUGUGAAGGUGCAUGGAAGGUGCAAGUGUAACCUUCACGCCAAUACCUGUGUCUUUGAUGGCAACAAAUUGACUUGUGAAUGCGAACACAACACCACCGGGCCUGAAUGUGGCAGAUGCAAGAGAAGUCAUCAGGGUCGAUUUUGGAGCCCUGGUUCAUACCUGCCUAUCCCAAAGGGAACUGCAAAUAUCUGUGUUCCCAAUAUAUCCAGUAUCGGUAACUGCGAAUGCUUCGGGCACUCCAAUCGGUGCAGUUACAUCGAGCUGCUAAACACAGUCAUUUGCGUGAGCUGUAAGCACAACACUAGAGGGCAGCACUGUCAGAUAUGCAGGCUCGGCUACUACAGAAAUGCUUCGGCAGAGCUGGACGAUGAAAAUGUAUGCAUAGACUGUAAUUGUAACCCCUUUGGCAGUAGCCAUGGCCGCUGUAAUGACUCGGGAUUUUGUGAGUGUAACAAUGGAACGACAGGGCCCAAAUGUGAGUACUGCCUGCAGGGAUUUUUCUGGAAAGAGGACAGGGGCUGCAAACCAAAUGUGUGUGACAAUGAACUACAGCGCUGCCAGAAUGGAGGCACUUGCCAAAACAACAUGCGAUGCCAUUGCCUUUCAGGCUACUAUGGCAUUCUCUGUGAGAAGCAUCAUUGUGAGAAGGAGACAGGUGGCUGUAGUACAGAUUCUGGACAGGAAGCAGUACUGACGAGUUCUUCCUCACUACUCAUUGGUGUUCUAUGUGUACUUAGGUUGCUUACAAUGUAGGCAUUGUGUAACAUGGCUUCUGAUACAUACCACUGAUGGGAAUGCGCCCAAUGAAAGCAAGAUACUGAUCCUUCGCUGCAAAAGAAAAAAAAAAGCUACUCACAAUAAAGGCUGGCGUGAAGUAAGCCAUAUUAACCAAUUAUGGACAUCAUUCGGAGUCGAGACUGUUACUUGCAGAAUCGAGACAAGCUGGCAGCUGCUAUAUAUUUUAUCUGCAAACUGAAUGCUAGCUGCAUUACUCAAAUUGGAUUUAGAGUCCCAAGAGCCUCAAAGAGAAACUUAAUUGGCUGCUACAAUGUGGCAAAUGGUUACUCUACAUAAUAAUUGUAGAACCAGGUCAGGCAUUCUUUGCUGUCAUUGCUUUGUGGGUAUUUACAAAUCUGACUAAACUGCCACUCUGACCCGCUUCAACCCCUGACGUCCUUUUAGCCUGUGCUUUAGUGAACUCUGAUCUCUUGUUGGUUUGAAAGAUUUCUGUCUGAUGUCAGUGAUGCACAUGUUUACCAGCCCCAAACAGUUAACACAAGCUACGCAUCACCUUGUGUAUCAUAGCUAAGCCCUCUUCACUAAGAUGCUGCUAGCCACCUGAAAUUCAUGUAUUUAUCUUUUUGUAUUCAAAUGAUGUUAUUUUCUUGAAGCAAUGUAUCAUGUAGAAAAGUUCUUUUGUAUUAAUGAAAAAAUUGUUUUAUGGAUGAUCUAUGAAGUAUCAAAUUCUAAGCAAAUAUUACUGUUAUCAUUGUUUGUUUGUGAAUGAACUUGUUAAGAUAUUAUUCCGUAUGGGCAAUGUACUGGCAUCAAAGAAUACUGGUUUACAUACAGAUAAAAAUCUAUAUAUAAUAUAAAUAUGUACACAGCAAUGUAAUAUGAUUUCACCAAAGGACAUUUUAAAAGUUUUCUUCUAACACAGAAUAUGAUAAAAUCAUACUUGCGCUCUAUAAAUCCUACUAAAACAGCUUGUUAGGACUUGAAAUGCAACAGGUCACUACAUAGUACUUCCACUACCCAGUCUUUGUCCAUGGGUACGGUUUCAAACUAUAGCAGUACUGGAUGGCAUAUCUGAGUGGAAAAUGGCAGAACAGUAGAAAGAAUUAUUACAACCCCACAUCAGUUCAAAAGAAAGCAGCAUACUUCUUAAGCAAAGAUAACAUUUGUGCUUGAAUAAGAAAUGAAAGAAAUAUAUGUUCAGCUUGAAAAAGAAAAGUCAUCCCAAUAUCACGUGCAAAUUAUAUUAUCCUACCAUGAUAAAAACAAUACAAAUAUAUUAUUUACCUUUUACUGUCUACAAUUUAGAAGGGGAAAGAAUCAGGUUAAAUGAGAAAGGCAUAUAUGUAUCUGUGUUUUUCAAUGGCUUGUAACUCUCCCUCUACAAUCAAUGCGGGUCAUGUCUGUUUACAGAACACACAACUGUAUUGAAGAUUAAUGAUUACUGCAAAGAAAUUUGUUUUAUUAUCAUUAUUCUAAGAAAAAAGUAUGUAUAUAACUGGGAAACUAUCAUAUGGGCAGAGGAUAGAAGGAAGUAUAUGGUACUUUAUAACAUCAUGUGCUAAAUUCAUGUUUAAUCUAUGAUGGAAUGUGUCCAAAUUAAGCAAGUAUAUUCAGAAUGCUGCCUCAGCAAAUAAAGAUUAUGGUUAGCUUUACCAACAGCA